Messenger RNA from Linum trigynum, 3084 nucleotides. The record is from the annotation of a GenBank genome assembly. Lineage: Eukaryota; Viridiplantae; Streptophyta; Magnoliopsida; Malpighiales; Linaceae.
GUAGGUUAAGUUUAGGGACUUUAGGUGUAAUUUGUCUAAAUCCAAUUAAAAGGUAUGAAAUUCCUACCCUUCCUUCCCCCGUCGAUUUCCCUUUAGCUGGUUAAUCUGGGCCGCUGCGGACACUCGACACACAAACAGCUGGUCGGAAACCCUUUUCCCCGGUUACCCAUUACGCCUCUGUUCACCUUAAAAAUGCAGAGCAACAAGAAGAAGAACUUCAGGAAGAGGACUUUCCCAGAAGACGAUGGAGCCGGCGACCGCGAAACCAACAAUCCCAACUCCAGCUUAUCAGACGACGAAGAAGAACGCAGAUUAGCAUUAGAAGAGGUCAAAUUCCUUCAGAAACAGCGGGAGAGGAAAUUCGGUAUCCCUGCCCUUCCCGCUUCCCAAUCUGGGUCAUUGCUGUCAGCAAAGAAACUAGCUGACAAGAAUGAUGCUGCGGCGGCCGCAGCUGGUGGCGGUGGCGAGGGGGAAAAGGAGGAACUCGUCCUUCAAGACACCUUCGCUCAAGAAACUGCGGUCAUGGUCGAAGAUCCCAACAUGUUGAAGUAUGUUGAGCAGGAAUUAGCUAAGAAGAGAGGCAAGAACCUGGACUUGGAUGGUCAAGUUGAGAAUGAAUUAACGCGUGCUGAGGAUGAAUUAUACAUAGUCCCUGAUCAUCUUAAAGUUAAAAGGCGUAACUCAGAAGAGAGCUCUACCCAAUGGACUACAGGAAUUGCAGAAAUUCAGUUGCCAAUCGAAUACAAGUUGAAAAACAUUGAAGAAACAGAGGCCGCAAAGAAGCUGUUACAGGAGAAGAGGUUAAUGGGUAGGACCAAAACGUCCGACAUUAAUAUCCCAUCAAGUUACAGUGCAGAUUAUUUCCAGCGCGGGAGGGAUUAUGCUGAGAAACUUCGAAGAGAGCAUCCAGAACUGUACAAGGAUGGGAAGCCGAAUGCUGAUGCUGCUGGAGGCGGCGUACCUAAACCUGCUGCAGAUAGCAAUAAUCAGGAAGCAGGAGGAGCAGCAGCUCGCAGGGAAGCUGCAACAGAUCAGUUCAUGCUAGAGCGCUUCCGGAAGCGUGAGCGCAAUCGUGUCAUGCGGAGAUAGAUGCCUCUCUCUGCUCUGCUCUGCCUUUUUCCCCUUUCAAAGGACAAGAUUGCUUUGAUUUGCCUCUUGUACUAUUUGUUGAGAGAUGCAGAACGCAUGAUGAUUGGCAUUGUGGUGUGACCAUUCAGCGCGGCACUGAAAUGAAAUGAAAUGUAAUCUGGUGCAAUGAGAUUGAGAUUCAUAUGCAAUGAAGGUCACCGAAUCUUGCGUUUACCGAUGAUUUGACAAAAAAGUGAAUGGCUGACCAUCUCGAAAGCUCAAAAUCCCAUUCUGUUCCAUCUUUCUAAGUUCUAACCAUCAGUGUAGAUUAAGAACAUAACUUAUACAGCCAACAUAGGAAACCCUAACAACGAGCCACUGUUAACUAGGCAUACCCAGGCGAUCUUCACAGUGCAAAAUAGCUUAUACGAAGCAAUAACAAGAAUCAAGCUACAUUACAUGGCUGCAAUAGAUGCAUCCAACGGAAUUGGCUGUUCCAACAGCCAUGAAAAUUCUCCUAAAAAAAUUCUUAAACGCAGAGUUAACAACCACAAUCUUAUUUAUGAGGGAAGUUUAUCCUUUUACAGGUUCCACCACUGACAUCAAAAGUACACCAAGCCCAAACAUCUACAUGGACGACUUGCAACGUUUGGAUACAAAGGAAACAAAGUUAUAGUCCCAAAACAACAAAUUAUUUUUGCCAAACAGCAAGCAACUCUUUGAAACCAGGAAAGUAGGCAUCCCAGCAUUGACUUGGCCUUCCAACAAAGCGCCCAUCUGCAAUAUCUGCCAUAAACCAAUAUACAGGGAUCAAACCAACGAAUCAGCAUAGAUACAAGAACUCUCUUUCAAGUUUAUGUUUAAGUAACACAAAUAGACAUGCAUUCUUACGAACAAACAACUUUCCAGAGAACUGUUCACAAACUUGUUAUCCUCAUCCAGAGUUCUCGCAAUGAUCAUUAUGGCUUGGCCAUUAGCAAGACUGCAAGAGUGAGGGAUUGCAGAGCCACAAAGAGAUAGUGACUCCUAAUCAACCAUUAAGAAACACCGUCCAUACAUCCUGUUAUGAACUUCUUUACUUCGCUACAGUUCGAGGAAAAGUUGAAUUACAGCCAUUGAACUCUUCCAACUCACUUGUGGUGGAGCUAAAGUAUCCAUAAGAGCUCAUAACACAACUGCCAACCCCCAUGAAAAAAGAAGGGGUAAGACCAGAACACUGCCAGCUCCCAAAUGAGCAAUUUGGACAGACAGGGAAGUGACGAAACAAGAAGCAAGGCGAGAACUAUUGUACUAACAUAAUUCGCCAUAACCAACAUUUGUAUGUUCAUAACAUCACAAGUUCUUGACCCCCGCAAUGAAAAGAAAGGUCAUGGAACUACAGAACAGCAGCACCUAAACGCAACGGAAUCCAUCUACCAGAAACGUAGUCACACACGACAUCAGCUUCGAGACAACCCAAUUCCUAAUGGGAUUCAAUUCAAACAGGGAACCUAUAACUACCCUGGAUCGCUAAGCGCUAUUGACGAACAGCUUGAUAUAACUGAAAAGAAGACAAAAUCCUACCCCCAAGUAAAUUCAAUUGGAAUGAAUACCCAUGAAAAUUCAGAACAAUCCCCGAACUCGAGAAAGAGAAAGAAACCAACCUCAGGGAUACAAUUAUCAAGAAUCCCAAAUCAAUGCGAGUGAGAGGACGAAGGCGAGCCAACCCUAUCGUAGAUUUGCUCGCCGACGAGAUAUACGCCGAAGGCGACAAGCGCGAUGCCGAGCCCAGGAGUCGCGUGGCGGAACUGCUUGAUCAUCAUUGGAUGCUUCCUCCAUUCAUCCCUUCGCCGGAAGAAUUCCCCGGUUGGUCCCAACUGCUUCCCCAUCUUUCUUCUUCUCCGAUUUGACUACUGUGUGUGCCCUCUCCCCCAACUUCUCCCUGCUUCCUGCUCUCAAAUGUGUUGUUUCUGCAAAUCGGGAAUCCUCUUCAUUUCACAACAGCGCAAUGCUCCAUCGCGUGGGCCUAUGUUGUUU